AUGGUGGGAGAGGUACAGAUGAACCGCAGUCAAAUCCGGCAUUUCGCAAAGACCAUCAUCGGCGGCAUGUGCCGGCGUAAUGGCUCCUACCAGGAGGCUGAAGAGGGCGCCCUCGGCCCUCUCGAGGCCUGGCUGUCUCAGUCUCACACGGUUGGAGGAGGGUCACUUGGAUGGCAACUUAAAGAGAAAUUCCCUUUUGUCCCUCUUGAUGAUUCUAUACAAUCGGAAGCUGGUGCCGUCGCCCCUCCAGAGCAAUGGCUGCAGUCACUGUCACCCGGAGGUUUUGCCGCACCUCCGAGCCCUUUCUUCGAAGACAUACAGGUUGCCACGGAUGGCCAUGUCUUCUUCCUGACCAAGAACGGUUCAAUGGGUCUCGGGCCUGCAUCGAUGCGGAAAGGCGACACAAUCCACAUUCUUCCCAAUGGUCGUACGCACUUUGUGCUUCGAGAUAAAUCACAAGGCUUGAGGCCUGUCUUCGGUGAGAGGUCCAGAAACGUUGAUGGUGGUCAUGAACUUGUUGGCGAUUGUUACUUGCAUGCCGAUAGCACACUCGACAACCGAAGACCGAUCGAAGAGGAACCGGCCAUCGAAGGGUCCCUACCUUUUGGGAUGCUUGGAGCUAGAUACUUGAAGGAAAGAGGGUUACCGAUUAGGGAUACCGUCAUGUUGAUCUGA
Messenger RNA from Diaporthe citri, 675 nucleotides. RefSeq lists its product as uncharacterized. The record is from RefSeq and is a predicted model, not a curated record. The transcript has 2 exons. NCBI's taxonomy places the organism in Eukaryota, Fungi, Ascomycota, Sordariomycetes, Diaporthales, Diaporthaceae. The coding region runs from base 1 to 675 and encodes 224 amino acids.